Molecule: messenger RNA, 1502 nt
Organism: Betta splendens (Siamese fighting fish)
Lineage: Eukaryota; Metazoa; Chordata; Actinopteri; Anabantiformes; Osphronemidae
Gene: tmem107l
Product: transmembrane protein 107 like
Exons: 5
Coding region: 286-708 (140 amino acids)
Biological process (GO): protein localization to ciliary transition zone; non-motile cilium assembly
Cellular component (GO): MKS complex
Source: RefSeq, a predicted model, not a curated record
CUUCCGUCUGUCUGUGCCCGGAACCUUUGGGUGAUUAUUGUUCUUUCGGUUAGUAAUAAAGGAAACACCAAGUCGCCUGUUGUUGUAGCAACCGUCUUCAGCGUCACCGUGCUUUCUUUUGGGCAAGAUAAUAAUAUUAACGUACCUGCAUGUUACACACGUGUAUAUCUCAUCUUGACUUGUGUUGUUUGUUCGAGUAGUGUUUUUGUUACGUUAGCUCUAGCUAGUGCUAGAGCAGCGCUAUAUUAGCACAGGGUGCGCUCCGGUUUGUUCACAUUAAAUAGCAUGUCAGCUGUCAGCAGCCUUGUCCCAGCAAGGUUUCUCACCAUCAUAGCUCAUCUUGUUAUUGUUAUCAGCAUAUUUUGGUCGAGGGAAAAUAACGUAAAGGCGUGUUUGCCUUUGGAUUACAGCCAAGAGCAAUAUGACGAACAAGACGGAAAGUUGGUGGUUGGAUUGGCUGUCACGCUCGGCCUGUUUGGUGUAGAGUUGGCCGGGUUCUUUUCAGGAGUGUCCAUGUUCAACUGCACCCAAGGUCUCCUGUCACUAGCUGUGCACUGCAGCGCAUCCGUCUCCUUGUCAUUUUUUGUGUUUGAGAAGUGGGAAUGCUGGACAUAUUGGGUUGUUUUUGCGAUCUGCAGUGUGCUGCCGGCUUUUGUGGAGAUUGUUCUUUUUAUAGCGGUUUUUGGACUAAAGAAGAAGCCGCUAUGAAAGGCAGCCACAAUGUAAAAGUUUGGGGACGUUUCAAGAGAAGCUGGUGCUACAGAACAUUGGUGAUUUGUGAAUGCAUCCCAUAGAAAUGUGUACAACAUAGAUCUAGGUUCUGUGCAGAGGCAAGUAGCUACAGGGACAAACUGUAAACAUCUUGUGUCUUUUGUCUACUGAGAAAUUGCUUCCCUGCAGUAAACUCCCAAAAACAAGGCCCACACAGCAACAAGUAUGCACCAAACCGUUACACUGGUACUAGUUAAUGAGCUGGAUAUAGAAGCGUUCAGAAUGCGACAGAUUGUUCAUUUGUUUAAGAUAAAAAACUUUCGUCUUCAGUUAUCUUUUUGAUGUUGAAGUGUAAUCAGUAGUAGUGCAACCUAUACAUUUUUAUAAAUUUUUUGUACCAAAAUAUUGUAAAAGUAAUGUUUAGUUGCCUCUGAAUUUUGGCGAGUUGGCUGACCUGAAAAGAAUCAAGUACCUUUUCAUUUAGUACUGAUAAAUGCACAUCUUUAUUCUUUCACGUUACACUAUAUUAUAGUUAUGGAAAAAAUAUCAGGGAAAGGUUACAGAGGUUGAUUUACCGAAGCUAGAUAAUAUUCACCUAACAGGAAGCUCCAUUGUUUUCUGUAACUUUUAGGAUGUCAUAAAUAACUUCACUUACGUUUUCAGCUGUUUAAAAUUAUAGUAGAAUGCUUGUUAAAACACCUUCUUUUCUAAGUUGUUCUAAUUUGUCUGUUUUCUCUCUGCUCCUUUAUUUUUAUGUUCUGCGGCUUAUUUUGAAUAAAAUGAUAAAUUAU